CACACACACACACACUCACACACACACUCGCACAUCCACCGCACUCAGGACAACUUUUCACCAAACUUUUUCACACAUGGAGCCGGCGGAAGCUGUCAAGUAAGGGAUGGAGGGGGAGCAGGUUGAUUCUUCUCUUGACCUGAGCCACCUGACGGACCAGGAGCAGUCACUUAUCCUGCAGGUCUUACAGCGGGACUUGGAGCUGCGUCAUCGUGAUGAAGGACGUGUAAGGUCAGGAGGAUCCUCCAGCAGACAGAGACCGACCCGACACGUCUGCGCACACAGUCGGGGGCAUGGUUCAGCGAGGAGUGCAGCAAGCGCCAUUACAACCGGAUGUCAGUCUGCGAUCUUGUGCACGCCACCGUACGCCACAGGAAGACGAAGAGCAGAGAUGUGCCCCUGAGCGGACUGUUUAAUGGAGAUGCGACAACACAACUCAACGACUCCUCUCCUGAUGCAGAGGGUAGACUGAAGGAUGAAUAUGGACGGAGUCAAGGAAAACCUAGAACAAAAAGCCCUCUAUCACAGAGUCUCCAGCAUAGAAAUAGUUCCUUGUCAUCCAAAGACUUUGAAAGGAGAAGUGCUGGCCACUCAGAGGAACCAGAGGAUGACUUUGACUGCCACAACGGAGACACAGACUCUCUGAGCAGCAACCUGACAGAGCCAGACCCAGCCUCUCUGAAAACCAGCAGCUCCACCAGCAGUCUUCAAUCAGGCUACACUCUCAGUGGCAGCAUGAUGAGUCUGUUCAGCUCAGGAGAUUUCGGGAUGGUGGAGGUGAGGGGCCGUAUCCAGUUCUCAUUGGUUUACGAGACGCAGAAGGAGGAGCUGCAAGUGAAAGUAUUUCGCUGUGAGGACAUUGCUUCAGGGCGCAAGAACCGCUCUGACCCAUAUGUUAAAACCUAUCUCUUACCGGACAAGUCAAGUCACAGUAAGAAGAAAACUUCAGUGAAGAAGAAGACACUCAACCCGGUCUAUGAUCAGACACUCCGAUAUAAAGUGAGGAUUGGGGAGCUGCGGAGUCGGACCCUGAACCUGUCGGUGUGGCAUGCCGAGCCCCUCAGGAGGAACUUGUUCCUUGGUGAGGUGGAGGUGGCUCUGGAUCUCUGGGACUGGACCCACACACAGCCACUGUGGCAGGACCUGCAGCCACGGAUUAAUUUGAAUCAAGACUCCAUCAGCAGUCGUGGGACCAUCAUGCUCUCUAUAAAGUUCAUCCCAAACGGAUCAGAGGGUAAUGGUCUGCCCCUGACAGGAGAACUUUACAUCUGGCUUCGGGAGGCUCAAGGCCUCCUGACCAACAAAGGAGGCGCUAUAGACUCAUUCGUGAGAAGCUAUAUACUCCCGGAUGCGAGCAGUCAAAGUGGUCAGAAGACGCGUGUGGUGAAGCACUCCAUCAGCCCCACCUACAACCACACCAUGGUGUAUGAUGGCUUCCACACCAGCGACCUGAGAGAGGCCUGCGCAGAGCUGAUGGUCUGGCAGCGUGAAGGGUUAAAGAGGCACGUCUUGGGAGGGAUUCGUCUGAGCUGUGGAACUGGUCAGAGUUAUGGCGAGGACGUCAGCUGGAUGGACUCCACUGAACAGGAGGUCGCCGUGUGGACAUCCAUGAUUGAAAACCCAAACCACUGGAUCGACGCAAAGCUAACGAUCAGAACUAACCUCGCUCACAGGUCCGAGUGACACUGACGCACAGACACGCAUGUUCAAAAAACAGUCGGACUGAACUCUCAGCACAAAAGCACAUUUAACCUCUUCACUGAUACACACAUUGUUUAUUUCCGCUGUUUAUUCAUAGACACACACUUGGAGUCAGUAGUGGUGCAAUAUUGUGAAUUAAUGGCGUAGAUCAGAAAUAUUUAGUUUUGAAACUCUGAAAUCUGCUUUCGUUUCAAAUGUCUUAUUUGUAUAUUUUUUUCCCUAUUUGAAAAAAGUGCAUUUGUAAUAGUGUUCUGUACUUACUGAUAUUAUAUUAAAGUGAAAUUAUUUAAUGUUUAGAAUUAAAUUACCCCAGGCUAAUUUACUGUUAUUGUUUUAUAUUUAUUUCUAGUUUUAACUCAACCCUUUCAAUCACUUUCGAAUACCUGUGCGUCAGAAAAAUAGCACUAAUCCCUGAUCACUUUCACCCUGAAGGACUCUGAUGAUUCAGAUGUUUAGGCGUCUUCACUGUAACUGGAUGUGAUGGAAAAGGCAUUCAGCUUUUCAUUUUAAUGGAGUCGCUGACUACCACCUUGUGGUCAGACCUUGUAGGUAUUCUGUAAUUCAUUAAGCAAAUUAAAGAAGAGAAAAGGGUCAAGAACACAAGAAGAAAAGACAGUUUCAUUUAAUUUGUCCACUCUUUGUUUCCAUCUGCCACUUCACUCAUCAAAGGAAAGUAGAGGAUCAUUAGUGGACUCUUUAUCACAAGAGGGAUUACCCCUGUCGAGCAGAGGGUGUUAUUUGGUUUCUGAAAUAAAGUCUUAAUAUUGCUUUAUGUGUUUGUGUCUUGUAAGUUAAAAAUCUAUUUUAAUGUAAGGUCACAUCAGCUGACGUUUUGCAAUGCUGUGCUUAUUCAAAGAAAUACUCAUUCAAUAUUCUAUGUGAAAUGCUCUGAAUGGACUGGAUAUAUUACUGGGUCUUGAG
Messenger RNA from Paralichthys olivaceus (Japanese flounder), 2622 nucleotides. It is a transcript of the gene sytl1, whose product is annotated as synaptotagmin-like 1. NCBI's taxonomy places the organism in Eukaryota, Metazoa, Chordata, Actinopteri, Pleuronectiformes, Paralichthyidae. Gene Ontology annotation, biological process: exocytosis; intracellular protein transport. Gene Ontology annotation, cellular component: exocytic vesicle; plasma membrane. Gene Ontology annotation, molecular function: small GTPase binding; neurexin family protein binding. The record is from RefSeq and is a predicted model, not a curated record.